Messenger RNA from Salpingoeca rosetta, 5962 nucleotides. RefSeq lists its product as uncharacterized. The transcript has 9 exons. NCBI's taxonomy places the organism in Eukaryota, Choanoflagellata, Craspedida, Salpingoecidae. Gene Ontology annotation, molecular function: protein binding; ATP hydrolysis activity. Bases 129 to 5927 code for a protein of 1932 amino acids. The record is from RefSeq and is a predicted model, not a curated record.
CGCAACUAUCGCACCACACAAACGCGCCGCCCACCACCACUGACAACGAACACCCCAGCCAGCAAACAUCCAAAUCCGUUUUGGUUGCACGCCUGGCUGCGAUCUCUCAAGAAGUGACAUUGCAUGCGAUGGGGUGUGGUGCGAGCAAGCAGACUGAAGUGAAAGACGAUGGUGGUGGCGGUGGUGGAACCAGCGCGUCUGUGGUGGCUGUGUCACGUCAUGGAGUGUCUGCGAAUGACGUAGACAUCACUGUUGGUGUGAAGGACUUGGCAGACCUGUGGCCUUGUCCUAGGCACCAGCGGUCUUCGGGUCGCAAGCUACUUCGCAAAACGCAGCAAGCUGCGAGCAUCGCCAACAGAAAGCAGCUUCUCCAACACGUGGUGGACGCGAUUCACGCUGGAGAUGUGGACGCCGUCUUGCGUGUGCCGGAGCAGAAGGCAAUGACGCGCUUGUUCACCAGCAGCACAUUUGUCGACACCAAGGACUGGCGCAACUGCCUGAUGCAGGACGUGUUUCCGUUUCUUUCUCAGCUCUGCGCCAUGCUCGGCCUGUCCUUCAACGUCAUUGACAUGCGGUGGGGCGUGCGGUCGUCCACGGGCAACAACCACGGCACCAGCGCCCUGUGCAUGGCCGAGAUUGCGCGCUGCCUGCGCGGAUCUGUUGGCCCGGCAUUUGUCACGUUCCUUGGCGACCGCUACGGUUUCCGCCCUUUCCCGGCCAAGAUCAACGCAAGCGAGCUCGAUGCCAUGCUGAAGUGGCUGGAACAGUCAUCGGAGGAAGCAGACAACAACGCGGUGCGCGUGUUGCGGCAGUGGUUCUUGCUGGACCAGAACUGCAGCCCACCAGCAUACAUCCUGCAGCCUGUGGACACCAUCAUCCCCGACUACACCUCCCACGACCGCGACAAGCAACGCGCUGCCGGGGCCAAGUGGUGGCCGCUGUUUGAGCAGAUGCAGCUUGCCCUGCGACGUGCAAGCAAGGCCCUUCCCCACCAGGACCAUGUUCACGCUCACGGUCAUGGCACUGCCGAGGAAAGCACAGGCAGCCAUGGCUCUGCUGGCGACGGUGUUGGUGAGAGUGAGGGCCAAACCCGGCUAUCGCCGCGGCUCAAGUACGAGAUGAGCGUGACGCACGAGGAAGUGAUCAACGGCAUCCUGCACAAUGAAGACCGUCGCACACAAGCACUGGCAAUCCUGCGCUCCCUCGAGUUUGACUGGGACUCGUACAACUACAAGGCCGAUACCAGGCACGGCCCCACCAUCAAGGGGUUUGCAGAUUGGACCGACAAAGGCACACUGGACAAGGACGCGUUCGAGCGCCAACGCAAACUGAAGGAGGACGUGGCUGUGGCCGGCCUGUUGCCCACACACGUGCACAAGUACACCGUGCCGAUGGACCAGCAACUGGCCGGACUGGAUGACGCCGCGUACUGCCAGCACCUUCGCACGUUCGCUGACCGCACCUGCGCUGCACUCGCUGAGAUGAUUGUGCAAGGUGUCAUCGACACGCAAGUUGCCCUUGGCCAGGAGACGACCGAGGUGUGUUCGCAGUGGCGGCUGUGCUUGAGGAAAGCGGGUGCCCUCCUCGCCAGACACGCAGAGGUGGAAGCGAUUGUGAAGCACGCACUUGGGGACAACAGCUUUGUGCGCCCAGCAGCCGGCGUACGCGCGAACGCGUUCAAGGGCCGCAUUUUUCAGCACACCGAUGGACAGACUGAUGACGCUGAUGGUCGUGAAGCAACAGACGAAAGCGACGGGGACACUAAUGCAAAAGAAGCCACUGGUGGUGAUGCAGAUCACGGCAAAAGUGGUGAUGGUGGUGAUGGCGCCGGGGACGAAGAGGAGCAUUCCACGUGUAUCAGCAGGACCAGCAGCAUCAGCAGCGCUGGCGGCGGUGGUCAUGGCACCACAGGCCGCACCACCUUCCAUCCGCUCGUUGUGUACGGCAAGUCCGGGUGCGGCAAGACAACGCUGAUGGCUGCGGCCGCUGUGGAAACAGCACGCGCGUGUGUUCGUUCGUCACGACGCAGUGGUGGCAAACAGCCUGUUGUGAUUGCGCGGUUGCUGGGUACGUCUGCGUCCACAGCAGAUGCCAGGUCAGUCAUGGCGAGCGUGCUGGAGCAACUCGCCUGCAUGUCUUCGGACCUCCGAAACGUGCUUGCAAGCAGAUGCGCCACCAUUGCGCCCUCGGUGCGCCUGUUGCCCUUUAAGCAGCUGAGCAAGCUGUUCCACGACAUGCUGAUCAUGUUCGCUUUGGACACGGCACCACUCAUCCUCUUCCUCGACAGCCUUGACCAGCUCUCCGACGCCGACGACGGGCGUGAGCUGGCCUGGCUGCCCAUGCGGUGGUCCAGCAGCGACCUCCGCAUCAUCGUCUCCACGCUGCCGGAUGUCGGACCCUGCCUGGCGUCGUUGCGUGCAGGCAUUCCAGCCGCCACCGGCACCGGCGACCGCAAAGAUGGCGCGCCGUUCUGGCUCGACGUGCAGCCGUUUGCUGUGGACGAUCUUCCACUCGUUCUCAGCGCGUGGGAGGAGCAGUGCGGGCUCUCGUUCAUUCCCGCGCACCGCGACCGCCUCCUCUCUGCUUUCAGGGCGCAGCCGGUGCCGCUGUACAUGCGCCUGGCCUUUGACUACGCGCGCCGCAACUGGCACUCGUACACGGACGAGCACGCACCCGUCCUGUCUGUCCCACCAACAGUGACACGCCUCAUCAACGCGCUCUUUGAUGAGCUGGAGGCGCAGCAUGGCGCACUCCUUGUCCGUCAUGCGUGUGUGUACAUGGGCUGUGCUGGCGAUGCCGGGCUCUCCCCACAGGAGCUCGAGGACCUGCUCUCGUGCGACGAUGAGGUGCUUGACAGCGUGUAUGAGUGGUGGGUGCCCCCCUUUCGUCGCUUGCCGCCUUCCCUGUGGGCGCGUGUGCAGAACGACUUUGGCGAUUACUUGGUGGAGCGUGGCCACGCUGGCACUGUUGUGUACUCCUGGUAUCACCGCCAGUUUUGGGAGUGUGUGCACACGCGUUAUCUUGCUGACGCAAACCUGACGCCAUUUCAUCGCCGAAUUUCCGAUUACUUUGGCAACAAGUACGCAAAUGGCGUGCAGUACAAUCACGUGCUGCACAACAGACACGUCACCCCACAGCCGCUCUAUUUGCUCGGUGUUGGUGAGGACGGGGACAGCAGCGCACCCGCUCGCGCGUCGUCAACUGACACGCAGAAGCAGCAACAGCAGCAGCAGCAGCCAACACCCAACCUUCGUCGGCUGACACAUCAGAUUCGCCACCAAGUGGAAGCGCGGGACGUGCGUGGGCUGUUGCGCGAGACCCUGGGCAACUUUGCGUUUCUUGUGGCCAAAGCACAACACGCGCUGCUAUUUGACUCGUUGCGCGAUGACUGCGUCGCAUGUCGGCAGCUGUUGUUCAGCAUCAAAAAUGCAGCAGCCAAGAGCAGCAACAGCAACGACAACGACAACGACAACGACAACGAUGACCGUGGCUGUAUUGGCAGCACAGAAGAGCAAGCAACACUUGCGGUGUUUGUGGAGUUUAUUCUGGCCAAUGUGCAUCUUCUUCGCCGCUUUCCCGGCAAAUCGUCCAUUGUGCAGCUGGCGCUCCAGCGCGAUGCGAGCGACCCCGUGCACAAGGCGGCGCGGGCAUACGUGGACUGGUGCCACACAGGCAACAGCAGUGGCCGCGAUGGAGGCGAGAGCGAGGCCGAUGAUAGGACGGCUGAGGACGAGGGCGCGUGUGAGCACGGUCAGGCUCGUGAUGCCUUUGAAGCGGUUGCAGACGAGGAUGAUCGCAGGACACAGGCGGCCACGCUUCCUGUGCUGUGUGAAUGGCUGAACCGUCCCAAGGUGCAGGAUCCCUGCCUGGUCACGCUGCGCGAUGACUCGCCAGAGGGGCUGAUGUACGCUGUGCUGCGACGCAACCAGCGGCAGCUCCUGUGCUGUGGACGCGCGCAUGUAGCGCUUGUGUGUGAUUUGCCUUCGCAGACGCUUGUUGGUCGUCUUAAGGGACACUCCUCCUCCAUCAAGAUGAUUGAGGAGCACCCAAGCAAGGAUGUGGCCGUAACGGCCUCGCACGACCACACGGCGCGCCUGUGGGACCUGACAACAAUGGAGUGCAUGCACACGCUGCAUAUCGACGGCAUGUGCCUGCUGGCGCGCUUCAGUGCAGCCGGCGACCGCGUCAUGACAGGCUCCUUCACGGAGCAGCUGCUGGUGUGGGAUGCCGCCAGCGGGGAGCAGCUGAAGAACCUCGUUGGCCACCGUGGGCAGAUUGACGAUGGGCACUGGGUCUUGGAGGACCGCGGGAUUGUGACAGUGAGCGAGGAUGGCAUGCUGCUUGUUUGGGAUGUGGACGAAGGAAAGGCGCGCACGGGCAAAUCCGUUGUUCCAAACUCUCACUCCAUCGUGGCAUGCGAUGUGUACCGGCCCAACAACACCGUUGUCACAAUUGACCGGUCGCAAAUUGUCUGGCUCGUCAACUACGACACGCUGGAGCGCGUGUGGAAGGGCCGGGGUGCGCCUGAGAGCACGUGCAUCCGCUUCAAUCACGACGCCAGCCUUAUUGUCACCGUUGGCAGCCUUCGCACGAGAGUGCUCGACGGGAAGACGGGCAGCUGCGUGUUCAAAGCAAGCGACCACACGGCCUUGAUGUGCAGGGCCCGCUUCCUGCCAUCGGGGUUGCUGGCGACGUUCUCCGAGGACCGCCGCGCGCAUUUGUACAAUGUGGCGGAGAAGAAGAAGGUUGCACACCUGAUUGGACACGGCGCUGGAGUUGCUGACGGCCUGGCGUAUGGUGAGAAUCAGCUGAUUACGAUUGGCCGUGACGGUGACGUGCGCUGCUGGGACAUUCAGCGCGCCCUCGACACCUUCAUCAAAGACUCGUCACAGUACCGGCAUUCCAACCUCAUUUUCCAGAUUGCCAUGUCUCCGUGCGGGCGGUACGUUGGCACAGCAUCUCAAGAUUCGAGCGUUAUUGUGUGGGACGCAAACACGGGCGACGCCAUUGCCCGCGCAUCUCCAAAGAAAGUCAAAAGGAGUUUGGAGUCGUUCAAGGCAUGCUGUUUCAGCGCGAGUGGCGAGUACUUCCUUGCUAUCGCCGAAAAGACUGUGUUUGUGUUUGAGAUGACAACGCUUGAGGUGAUAAGCACCGCGGCGGUGAGCAUGUGCACGCAGAUGUGGUUCAACGCUGAUUGCACCAUCCUGGCAACAUCCAGCAGCUGGUUUGCGAACGUCAACCUGUUCACGCUGUCGAGCGAGGGACAGCUGAAGGAGCUGUAUGACAUUGGCACCUUGGCUUUCGCCUUCCAUGCCACCAUCCCCAAUCGCUUUCUCUUCCUGGACAACGCCAAGAAGGAGGUGGUGGUCGAGGACGUUACGUUGCCAUCGCCGGGUGAAGAGGUGACGACGAAGACUGUGGUGAGCAUGGAUGUGAUGCCUGCAGGCAAGGGCAACGGCGCAGCCUGGUCGCAGGAUGGUCGCACUGCCGUCAUCACGACGGAGAUGGAGGCGGGCGUGCUGCUGCUGGACAUGGAGAAGCAAUGCCAGUUACACGCGAUCCAGCUGGAGGACACGCUAGUGUGGAAGCCGCUGCUGACGUGCGACGGUGGCGUGUGCAUCACCACUUCGCCACACGGCCAAGUUGCCGUGCGUGCCUUUGAUGUGGCGGGCGGCAAGCUGCUUUACUCACACAUGCUCGAUGGUGGUGAAUCGUUCAACUCUGCCCUGUCGCAUGACGAGAGCAUGCUUGCUGUGGCGGGCACCGAUCACUCCCUGCGCAUCCUGGAUGUGCGCACUGGUCAGCUGCUCACAUGCCUCACGCUGCAUGUGGACCGGGUCAUGUGCGUUGCAUGGCACCCAACAAAGCAUGUCCUCGCCUCGGGUGGGGCUGAUUCGGAGUUCAAACUUGUCCGUGUUGGGCGGUGAGUGACGCGAAGUGUGUGUGUGUGUGUGUGUGUCUG